Messenger RNA from Sphaeramia orbicularis (orbiculate cardinalfish), 2499 nucleotides. It is a transcript of the gene bgnb, whose product is annotated as biglycan b. The record is from RefSeq and is a predicted model, not a curated record. Gene Ontology annotation, molecular function: protein binding. The transcript is spliced from 7 exons. Bases 1 to 1110 code for a protein of 369 amino acids. Lineage: Eukaryota; Metazoa; Chordata; Actinopteri; Kurtiformes; Apogonidae.
AUGUUUCCACACGGCUCCCUCCUGCUGUUGCUAUGCGUAGCACGUCUAUCCUCGGCUCUACCCUUUGAGCAGAGAGGCUUCUGGGAUUUUGCCUUGGAUAGCAUGGAUAGCGGAGGAAUGAUGACGAUGAUGAGGGACGAAGAAGAGGGUUCAGCCGUAGAGGAGCUCCCCUCGCCUGACUUUCCCAUGUGCCCCUUUGGCUGCCACUGUCGGCUCAGGGUCGUCCAGUGUUCUGACCUCGGUCUGACCGAGGUGCCAAAGAAUAUCCCUCCAGACACCAAGUUCCUGGACCUGCAGAACAACCGUAUAACAGAGCUUAAGGAGAAUGACUUCAAAGGCCUUACUAACUUAUAUGGUCUGUCUCUGAGGAAUAACCAUAUUUCCAAAGUGCACCCCAGGGCAUUUUCCCCUCUGAAGCAUAUGCAGAAGCUCUACUUCUCCAAGAAUCUCCUGACCACCAUCCCCAAGAACUUGCCUGCUUCUCUGGUUGAGCUGAGGAUCCAUGAGAACCGCAUCAAGAAGAUCCCAGCUGGUGCCUUCUCAGGACUGAACAACAUGAACUGCAUAGAGAUGGGAGCAAACCCAAUACCAAACAGUGGUUUUGAGCCUGGAGCUUUUAAGGGACUAAAACUCAAUUACCUGCGCAUAUCAGAGGCCAAACUGACCGGGGUGCCCAAAGAACUCCCAGAAAGUCUCCAUGAACUUCAUCUGGACCACAACCAAAUCCAGGCCGUGGAGCUGGAGGACCUGAGCCGCUACAAAAACCUGUUCAGGUUGGGCCUUGGCUAUAACCAUAUCCGCCAGAUAGAGAAUGGCAGUUUGUCUUACCUUCCCAUGCUCAGAGAGCUGCAUCUGGAAAACAACCGCCUCACUCGUGUCCCUAAAGGCCUCCCAGAUAUGAAAUACCUACAGGUGGUGUACCUCCAUUCCAACAGCAUCAAUCAGGUGGGACUGGACGACUUCUGCCCACGUGGCUUUGGUAUGAAGAGGACUUUCUAUAACGGCAUCAGCCUGUUCGCUAACCCCGUCAACUACUGGGAGGUUCAGCCUGCGACGUUCCGCUGUGUCAGUGACCGACUGGCCAUUCAGUUUGGCAACUACAAAAAGUAAAGCCAGGACGAUAAGGACAGAUGGAGACAGACAGGGAGAGAUGUGAAAAGUUGGAGAAGAAGCAGAUAAUUUAACUAAUGAUAAGACUUGAGAGAUGGAGGGAAGGGAGUUAACACUUAAGAAGAUUAUUAUUUUUAUUAUUAUUAUUAUUAUUAUUAUUAUUGUUUUUUUCAAAAGAGUGAGUGAUGAGCUGGGAAUCAAACUGAUGAAUCAGAAAGAGAAGUGAAAAAAAACACAAAGAACUUGAAGAGGGUGGAAAAAAGUGCUUGCAAUACUUCAUCUGAAUUUUCCCUUUUUUUUUAUUUUUUUGCAUUUAACGUUUUAGAGGAUAAGUUGUUUUGCCCAUUGAAAAUAAUGACACAGAGGAGAAGAAACCGUCUGAGAAGAAUGUUUUCACCUGCCUGAUGAAAAAAAUGCCCUGAAAACUUGUGAACUGUUUCAUUCAUUUUUUUUUCACAAUUUAGAUCUUAUUGUGAUCAAGGUCACUUUUGUUUUUAUUAACUCUUUUGAUGAGAUAAUAAGUAAAAAAAAAAAAUAGAAAAGCGAUGCAUUAUAUGUUUUUAUAUAUAAAAGAAGGUGCUCUGUAAGACUUUCUGUGUGUGAUGAUUUGGGAGAUACAUUCUGUUUCUGUCUUGUAGCCUUCAAUACUGUGAUUACAAUAUACAGUACUGUAUUAAUGUUAACAAUUAUUCACAGAAUUAAGGCUGUAUUCUACCAUUAUUACAGACACGUGAAUAACUAAACAGAAGUAGAAACUGUAAUUAAAAUUAAAUAUCAGUUUAGCAGCAUAAAUGUAUCUAUAUUACGGGAGUUGAUUCUUCCAGUCCUUUCAUCAGUGCUAAACAUUUUUCCUUAUAGAUAUGAGGUAAUUCAACUACCAGCCUGCCUGUGUAAAGAGUCUCUUUUAUGCCUUAACUAAAUAUUAUUCUGUCUCUAAGAUACUUCAGCACGGUAUAAGGGGCGCUGAGUUAGCGAGGGGAAACCCAAUGGAGGAAACACACAUUCAUUUUGCUUAGAGACAAUGAAGGCAGUGUGUUCACUCAGUGCUACAAACAAUAGUGUAGAUGCAUUGUUUUGCACAGUUGUUUCUUGUUACGCUUCAUCUGCUUGGGGUUUUUUUUGGGGGGGGGAUGGGGGGGGGUUAGCCUGUUUACAUUAGUAGACCUAUAUGGUACUACUUUAGCCAUAAAUACUCUGUCCUGUCUCUGUUCUGUAAUCUGACAAGCUACUGCUGCAUGUGAAUAAAGACAUUUUUAGCUGCAUUAAGCCAGAAAACAACCGAUACCCCUGGAUUGGAUGCUGUGUGAGAAAUAAAGAGGAAAUAUCAAAAAUGGAAAACAUUUCAUGAAUGAAUCAUACAGUUGAUGAAGGUAAACUGAUGUGGAAUUU